AUGGAAGCCCGCGCCGGACGGGCGAGUCCCUCUACCGAAUCGACCUGCACACCCACAUCAUGCCCCAUUCCCUGCCCGACCUCUCCGCCGUCCGCGGCCUCGGGCGGGUCCUACGCCUGGCCCAGCUUCCAGCCCUGCGCCGACGGCUCCGGCGACAUCGACAUGUACAACGGCGGCAAGUUCUUCCGGCGGGUGAAGCCCAACUGCUACGACCCGUCCACGCGGGUCCGCGAGAUGGACGCCGCCGGCGUCGACGUGCAGGUCCUGUCGACCGUCCCGCUCCUGUUCUGCUACGACGCCCCCGUGGAGCCUGCGGUUGUGCUCGCCCGGGCGCUGAAUGAGCAUAUUGCCGAUAUCGUCAAGGAGUCGCCGGAUAGGUUUGUGGGCCUGGCCACGGUGCCUCUGCAGGACGUCGACGAGGCUGUGACGGAGCUGAGGAGGUCGAAAGAGCUGGGGCUGGUGGGUGUGCAGAUAGGGACGUCCGCGCCGCUGGCGGAUGGGGAGAUCGAUUUAGACGACGCGAGGCUGGAGAAGUUCUGGAGCGCAUGCGAAGAAUUGAAUGUGGCGGUCUUCGUGCACCCACUGGGUUACUCCUGGAAGGAGGAGAACGAGGCCAGGUGGGGCAAGUACUGGGGCAGUUGGUUGGUCGGCAUGCCCUGCGAGACAGCCCUGGCGAUGCUUAACCUCACUUCUGCUGGCGUCUUCCUCCGACAUCCAAAUCUCCGUCUCUGCUUUGCCCAUGCCGGAGGAUCCUUCCCAGCACUACUGGGUCGCAUCCAACAUGGCUUCAACUGCCGGCCAGACCUGGUGGCACAUUCUGCUGGGGGGGUCACACCGACACAACAUCUCGCCAUCGGAAACAAUAUAUGGAUCGACAGCCUGGUGCAUGAUGCAGAUUUGCUCGAUUAUGUUCUGCGCAAGAUCCCGUCCGCGAACAUGGUCUUGGGCAGUGACUAUCCCUUCCCGCUUGGCGAGGUGCCAACGGCUGGGGAGAUGCUGAUUGGGAACGGCGAGGAAGGUAAGAAAUUAGACAAGUUCAUGAGCUGGGAUCAGAGAGCCGGCGUCUUGGCUGGUAAUGCCAUCCGUUUGCUGAAUUUGGACGAUCGGUUCCAGCAGAGAUAUGAGCAAAGGUUAUCAGCGUUCAGGAGGGGUGCAGAGCUAUCUAAAUAG
Diaporthe citri is the source of this 1170-nucleotide messenger RNA. RefSeq lists its product as uncharacterized. The record is from RefSeq and is a predicted model, not a curated record. The coding region runs from base 1 to 1170 and encodes 389 amino acids. The transcript has 2 exons. Gene Ontology annotation, molecular function: carboxy-lyase activity; hydrolase activity. Gene Ontology annotation, cellular component: cytoplasm; cytosol. NCBI's taxonomy places the organism in Eukaryota, Fungi, Ascomycota, Sordariomycetes, Diaporthales, Diaporthaceae. Gene Ontology annotation, biological process: secondary metabolic process.